GUUGAGGUUUUGUCUCAUUUUCUUACUUCAGAAAUUAACACUCUGGGUUUCUCUGCCACGGCACACUGCGCUGCAAAAUCUGCCUUUCAAUAUAUGACAACUAAAUAAACUUCAGCCGAAAGCAAGAUGGUGCACAAUUUCUCAGACUGUGAGAAGUUUCAAAUGGCCCUGCUGCCCUCAGUCUACGGGGUUGAGUUCAUUGUGGCCCUGAUAGGAAACCUCUUUGCCUUGUGGCUGCUGGUGGUCAGAGAAAGAAGGAACUGGCACACCGGCGUUGUCUUGUCCUGUAAUCUGGCCAUCAGUGACCUGCUCUACAUCCUCACCCUGCCUCUGCUGAUUGUCUACUACUCACUGGGGAAACACUGGAUUUUUGGGGACGCUGCAUGUAAGAUUGAGAGGUUCCUCUUCACCUGCAACCUCUAUGUGAGCAUUUUCUUUGUCAUGGCGAUAGGUGUGAACCGGUGUGUUGCCCUCAUGUUUCCAUUCUUCACCCGUUCCUAUGUGCGGCCUGCCCACGCCAAAGUCGUCAGUGUCGUCAUCUGGCUUGUCGUAGGAGUCAUUUCCUGCCCUGUGUGGAAAUUUGCCACCAUUUGCCGAAAUGUGCACACCAACAAGACUCUGUGUGUGUCCUUCUGUUCCCACAAUCCUGCAGAUGAAAUCCCUCACUUCACUUACAAAGUGUUUCUGGCUGUGUUUGGGUGCCUUGUUCCCUUUAUGGUGACUUUCACUUCUUACUGUAUGGUGAUUUGGGUUGUGUGGAAAAAUGUCAGUAUAACAACACUGGAGAAACGCAAGGUUGCUCUGUUGGUCGGAUCGGUGGUUGUGCUGUAUGCUGUUUCCUUUUUGCCAUACCACAUCUUUCAGACCUACCACCUGUAUCUCAAAAUCAAGGAUCCUACCAACUCUGUGUGCUGGGUCUACAACAUGUACCAAGUGUCAAAGGGCCUGGCAGUUCUGAACAUGUGUCUGCACCCAGUCCUUUACAUGGCUUUGUUUGACAGUAUGAGAGAAGCGUGUUGUGGGAAGAGCUCAGUGGAAAACUAAGCUGCUGUCUGAUGACUUUUCUGUGAUGCACAGCCUCAUUUUUUUUUUAAAUAUAGAGACUUUUACACAGGAAUUAUUUCCACAGGAUAUCUCACUUUGAAGAC
Messenger RNA from Paralichthys olivaceus (Japanese flounder), 1148 nucleotides. NCBI's taxonomy places the organism in Eukaryota, Metazoa, Chordata, Actinopteri, Pleuronectiformes, Paralichthyidae. The record is from RefSeq and is a predicted model, not a curated record.